AUGGAGUUUGUCAACGAGUACAACGAGGAAGAAACGCGCCAGAUAGAGCAGGAAUUUGCGCGCCUUAAAGAAAAGUGUUACCUUGACCAUGCCGGCACGGCACUGUAUGGAGAAUCGCAGCUUCGCGGCGUUCAGGAGCUACUCACCGGUGGUUUAUUCUGCAAUCCGCAUACCAGCCGCACGAUGGAGGACCUAAUCGAUCUGGUGCGGUACCGGGUGUUACGCUGGUUCAACACUCGACCCUCCGAGUACAGCGUGGUGUUCACAUCAGGCACAACAGCUAGCCUUAAGCUAGUUGGCGAGUCGUUCGAUUUCCAGGGUGAAACGAACACACCCGGUCCGUUCGUUUAUCUCCGUGAUAGCCACACGUCCGUACUGGGCAUGCGUGAAAUCGUACAAACUGACCGCAUUAAAUCGAUCGAGCGCACUGACCUGCUACAGGUGCUCAAGGAACGACCGGGUUCGACAAGGCGACGCCGGCCUGGAUUGCUCGUUUUUCCAGGCCAAUGUAACUUUAACGGCGUAAAGUAUCCGCUUGAACUGAUCGAGUUUGUCGAGCGGAAUGGGUUGCGUGGGUACGACGAGGAUGCGUUCCACGUGUGUCUAGAUGCUGCCAGUCUAGUCUCCACCAGCCCACUAGACCUUUCCCGCUAUCGACCCAGCUUCGUGUGUGUUUCCUUCUAUAAGAUUUUCGGCUACCCCACCGGAUUGGGUGCUUUACUUGUCCGUAAAGACGCCGAAAUGAUGCUACUGCCGGGAAAGCGCUAUUACGGUGGUGGUACGGUUAAAAUCGCGAUGAGCGGUACGAACGGGUUCCACGAGAAGCGUGACACACUGGCCGAGCGGUUCGAGGAUGGUACAAUCAAUUUCCUUUCAAUCGCGGCGCUUCUUCCAUGUAUCGACACACUCGAACGGAUCAUACCGUCUGGAACCCGCACUACGAUGGAACGCAUCCAGCAGCACACAUUCCAUCUGGCACGGUACUGCUAUCAGUCACUUCAGGCAUUACAGCAUGCCAACGGAAGUCGCGUAAUCGAGCUUUACCAUGACACAGCAUUCGGGAAUUCCGCCUCUCAGGGUGCCAUCGUCAAUUUUAAUGUCCUGAACGAUGACGGUGGAUUCGUUGGAUUCGCGGAGUUCGCGUGUAUGGCUGCUAACCAUGGUAUUUAUCUACGCACUGGGUGUUUCUGUAAUCCGGGAGCAUGCCAGCGACAUCUGCGGCUCUCCGAUGAUGAUUUACUGCGGCAGUAUCAAGCCGGCCACGUGUGUGGUGACGCGAAUGACCUAAUCGAUGGUCAACCGACAGGAUCAGUGCGUGUCUCGUUCGGAUACUGUACGCGUCUGGAAGAUAUUAACCGGCUAGUGGCCAUGGUAGAGCGUUGUUACGUACGUCGCUCCCUCACCGGACCACUUGCGCUUGUUUCACGCAACGAAAUCGUCGCUCGGUACAAGGAUUACGAUCGUCCUCGGUUGGUGCAGAUCUGCCUCUACCCGGUGAAGUCUUGCGGACCGUAUCGAGCCAGCACUGAGUGGCCUCUUUCCCCCACUGGGUUGCUUUACGAUCGCGCGUUUGUCAUCGUGGACGAGCAUGGUGUGGCGGUGACCCAAAAGAAGCUGCCUGAGCUUUGUCGCAUCCGACCGACGGUCGAACUCGAGCGUGCGCGUCUUGUGCUGGAACAUGCUGACCUUCCGGAUGAGGAGCUCGUGGUGGAUCUUGGUGCUGGCCCACCGGAAGACGGACAAAACGGUGUGGAUCGUGUCCAGCUAUGCCGCACAAAAGUGUGCCAGGACAGCGUGCAAGGAGUUGAUUGUGGAGAACGGUGUGCUGAUUGGAUCAGCCGGGCAUGUGGCGUGUCCGGACUGCGGUUAUUGCGUCAAUCCGCGCAAGAAACCCGCCUCCAGCGUAAAACCGCACGUGAACUUUCGCUCAACAAUCAAGCGCAACUGCUGCUCGUAAAUCGCACGUCGGUGCGGUGGUUAAGCGAGAAAGUGACGGAUUGGGAUGCCCUCGAGGAAGCUCCGUCACUCGAUUCACUCGUCGAUCGGUUCCGGGGAAAUUUAAUCAUCGAAACGGCACGACCACUGGAGGAAACGGACUGGCAACGUGUAACGAUCGGAGAGGCGAGUUUUACGGUCGAUGGACCGUGCACCCGGUGCCAGAUGAUUUGCAUCGAUCAGGCGAAUGGAGUACGGACGGCAGAACCGUUGCGUACGAUAAGCCGCGAGUUUGGUGGCAAAAUGCGAUUCGGAGUGUAUCUGUCCCUCGACGAAGAACGUACGGUCGUCGAUGGUUCGGCGCUGGUGUGCAACUCCACGGUUUCGGGUACAAUGGAAUAGGUUAGAUGGGAAAAUCCCAAGUAGUUUUUACUUCGAUUUCUUAUUCUACAGCUGGGUAGCGGUACAUCAUAUGGUGUACUACACGAUGACUAGCGAUUGAAUAAAUUUCAACGUGCUUUUUUUCUCUC
Messenger RNA from Anopheles nili, 2465 nucleotides. It is a transcript of the gene mal, whose product is annotated as molybdenum cofactor sulfurase. Gene Ontology annotation, molecular function: molybdenum ion binding; pyridoxal phosphate binding; molybdenum cofactor sulfurtransferase activity. Bases 1 to 2337 code for a protein of 778 amino acids. The record is from RefSeq and is a predicted model, not a curated record. Lineage: Eukaryota; Metazoa; Arthropoda; Insecta; Diptera; Culicidae. The transcript has 3 exons. Gene Ontology annotation, biological process: Mo-molybdopterin cofactor biosynthetic process.